Fimicolochytrium jonesii is the source of this 2484-nucleotide messenger RNA. RefSeq lists its product as uncharacterized. NCBI's taxonomy places the organism in Eukaryota, Fungi, Chytridiomycota, Chytridiomycetes, Spizellomycetales, Powellomycetaceae. The coding region runs from base 312 to 2300 and encodes 662 amino acids. The transcript is spliced from 6 exons. The record is from RefSeq and is a predicted model, not a curated record.
CAACCCCAGCAGACCCAAUUCCUCCAAAAGCAGCAGCAGAUACCCGUGUCGUACGCUCAGGCGAUGGGCGCUGGGAACGUAGCGGAUUGGAGACAGGCGUUGGCGCCGGACGUCAGGGUCGCUUACACCAAUCUUCUGGUCAAGUCGGUCGAAUCGCUCGGGCAGUAUCCGGAUACGAGAGUCCAUGAGCUGGCGUCUGGGUUUGAGGCGAGGACUUGGGAGAGGUCUCAGUCAUAUAGUACGCAAAGAAUAUACGACAAAAAUGUGACGAGAUUGGAGUCAAGACGGGGCAGCCGGCCGCCGCGACGAGCAUGCAGAUGGGCGGUGGUGGGAUGCAGACGAUGCAAGCUGCGUCGUACGGCAUCUCGGUGGCUACCUCCAAUGCGCCGCAGAUCAUGGCGCAGGUUCAGGCGGCUCAGAUGGCGAGAUCUAUGCCGCCUGGGUCGAUGCAGCAUCUGGCGGCAGGUGGGGUGCCAAUGCGGCCAGGAGGAUCCGUUAGUCAGGCACAGGCGCAGCUUCUUAUGGCGCAGCAGCAACAGCAGCAGGCGGGUGGGCGGCCUGUGCUUCAACAGCAGGGAUUACUUACGUCCGUUGGCCAACAACAGCAACAACGGCCGCUGCUGCAGCAGGGGACGAUCGACCCUCACCAAUACGCAUUAUCCCAGAUAGGGCCCGACAUCACACCCCAAGAAGGCAUGAUGAUUGCAAACAUGACCCUGGCCAGCCUAAAAGAGCACCUCGAGAAAAACAAGCUGCCCAUGAAUUCCGCACAACGGGCCUGGAACGCCAAAGUGACGUACGAUCGAGCAUUCGCUGUAGCACAGGAAUCCAAUGCGAGACGAGCAGGGCAGAACAUACCGCAAGUCCCCCAGCAGCAGCCGUUCCAGUUGCGCGCCCCGGCGAGUAUGGCGCAGGCGACCCCGGCCGUGUCGCAGCCGUUUGGGACGGACCCUGCGCAGGCUCAGAUGCUGCAGCCUGCUGCCGGAGUUGUUGCACGCCCACGACCACCCGUGGCGCCUGAGCCUGUGAAGACUGCUGUGCAACAACCGGCUAGACCUGCGCAACCGGUGCCGACUGCCGCUGGGGUGAUCAAACGACCCGUUCUAACAUUGGAUGAGGGGGAGCAGCAAUAUGUUCGAGGAAAGUUGGAGUCCAUGAAGCCAAUGAUGCAAAAGGCGGAGUUGAUGAUCGGAGUUCUCGACUCGUCCACGAUACCCAGUGACCGCGAAGCCGCCAAAGACUGUCUCCAACUGAUGAAAGUAUGGCAAGCGCAAAUGGAACUGCUCCCACAAAACGUGUUCAACUUCAAUCCGACCUCUGUGGAGAAGCUGUACAAUAAGAUGCUGCACUAUACGAGGACGGCAGAGGACCGACGGCGGCAGAUGCAACAGAAUGGAGGGGUGAAAACUACACGGGGUUCGUCUCAGGACCCGAUCCUCGUUGCUAGUCCGCAUAGCUCUGUGGGCGGACGGCCGUCAGGGUCGUAUCAGUUCCCCGCAAGCACGCAACCGGAAGACGCAUCACAGGUGGCACCGACAAUCAUCACCGAGUCUCCGGAAGUCGCCGCGGUGGCGAUUCCGACGACGAAAGGCGGGAAGAAGGGGAAAGGGAAAGCUGCGCCGAAUAAGAAAGCGUCUGCUACUCCUACCACUGCUACCGCUGCCACCGCCGCAGCCCCCGCAGCCCCGCCUAAAUCGCGUGGAAAGCGAGGAUCAAAAUCAAAAGCAGGCACACAGGAUGAGCCGCCCCUCAUGUCACCGGACCCAGCUGCUGGACAGCCCCCGGCUACCGCGGCGGCGUCUCCAACCCUUCUUGCACCCAAACCGAAACGAAGCCGAGGCAAGUCGUUGGCUACGGACGCGCCAGCGGAACAGCCCGCAACGGCAACAUCAACAGCAGCAGCAGCAGCCGCGGCCGCGAAACCAAACCCGACGAACGCAAAGACGAAAGCGGGUGCGAAGACGGGCGCGAAGGCGAAACAACCCGCGACCAAAACGGGCAGUAAAUCCAACGCUGCUCCUGCUGGUGAAUCCGCGAAACCACCCUCAGUGCUGGAAGCGGCUGCCCUCACGGCUUCAGCCGGAGGUGUUGGUGGUUUCAGUACGACCACCGCCGCCGCCGCCCAACCGCAAACGGCGACCCCCACCACCGCGCCCAUCACUACGGUUCGGACACCUUCAACAAAGCCAGACGUAGACCCGCACAUCCAGAAAGCGAUCGAAAACACCUACAUGAACGAUUUCGCUUCCUUCAACACGCACCCGGCGGACCCGAUGAUGCGUUUGGUGGAAUUGGGAUGAAUCAGAUGGGGGAGAAUCAGGGGGAGAGGGAGGAGGAAGUGGAUCCGGUUGCGACCUACACGAUGUAUUUUGGAUUGCAUCAUGGUGAGCGGCGGCGAGACUCACAUAAGUGCGGCCAUCACGACACCGCGUCCACGGCUCAGGAUACCCAGACGGCAACAAUCCAUAAACGCAAACGAGAUGA